Saccostrea cuccullata (small rock oyster) is the source of this 1546-nucleotide messenger RNA. RefSeq names its product deoxynucleoside triphosphate triphosphohydrolase SAMHD1-like. The transcript has 13 exons. Gene Ontology annotation, cellular component: nucleus. Bases 1 to 1410 code for a protein of 469 amino acids. Gene Ontology annotation, biological process: dGTP catabolic process. Lineage: Eukaryota; Metazoa; Mollusca; Bivalvia; Ostreida; Ostreidae. The record is from RefSeq and is a predicted model, not a curated record. Gene Ontology annotation, molecular function: dGTPase activity.
AUGGAUAUUACCAUUUCUAAAUCCCCUAAAGAUAGGCCAAGAGUUUAUCAUUUAGCGGGAGAACUUGUAACUAUGCUGAAAAAUCGACAGCCAGAACUUGAAAUCUCAAAAGAGGAUAUCUUGUGUGUAAAGAUUGCAGGACUUUGCCAUGACCUUGGACAUGGACCUUUUUCACAUAUGUUUGAUGGCCACUUUCUACCAGCUGUCAGUAAGAAAAUGAAGCAUGAAGAAUUAUCUGUGAAGAUGUUUGAUCACCUAUUGAAACGUAACGAUUUAAACUCUGUGUUAGAAGACAAUGGACUAUUUGAAGAUGACAGGAAUUUUAUCAAAGAACUAAUAAUGGGGCCUAAUCAACAGAAUACAGAGGAACCUCCCAAAGAACAAAAAGCAGAACCUCCUAAAGAAGAGUCAGCGGCAACUUCCGAAAAACGGCAACGAGAAUAUAACGAAAGACAUCAUGGGAAAAGGAAGUUUUUGUUUGAGAUUGUGUCAAACAAGAGAAAUGGGAUUGAUGUAGAUAAAUGGGAUUAUUUUGCUCGGGACUGCCGUAUGGUAGGCAUCAAUAGUAAUUUUGAUCACACCAGAUGUAUGAACUAUGCUAAAGUUUUGGAAACGGAAGACGGGGGAUUUCAAAUAUGUUUCCGAGACAAGGAGGUUCGCAACUUAUACGAAAUGUUUCAUACCAGGAAUAUUCUUCAAAGAAUAGCAUGCCAACAUAGAGUUGGAAAUAUCAUUGAUGCCAUGAUUACAGAAGCAUUGUUUUUGGCAAGGGAUGUAAGACUGAUUUCUGACAAGGAUGGAAAGGAGGUGACAAUAUCUGAAACGGUGAAUGAUAUGGAUGCAUACCAAAAACUGACAGAUAACAUUUUUCAGGAUAUUUUAUGGUCUAGAAAUCCCAGUCUAGAAGCUUCGAGGAAAAUUCUGGAGAAAAUUCAAUUGAGGGACUUGUACAAAUGUGUGGGUCAAACCCUUCGUCCAAUAAAGCAAAAGCUUGGAGGCAAAGAUAUUAAAGAUGGUUUUCUAGAGAUUUUAGGGAAAAUGAAGACCGGUCUUACAAAAAAAGAUAUUGUAACAUAUUCGGUGAAUAUGGACUAUGGCAUGGGUGACAAAAAUCCAAUAGAUAACGUUCGCUUUUACGGCAAGAAAGAUCCGACGAAACCAAAACCAAUUGCAAAAAACGAGGUUUCGUUCAUCAUUCCCGAUACAUUUGCAGAACAACUAAUUGAAUUCUAUUGUAAGAAGACAGAUGAAGAAAGCAUUGAGCAGGCAACUGCUGCAUUUAAAGAAUGGAAUGAAAAGAAUUCAUUGACUGAUGACAAGAAGAAUUUGGAACAGUCUGGUUCCAUGGCAGGUGAAACCACCAAUCAAGCAACUGACAACAAACUCUAUUUAGACUUAGGCUAUGAUUAAAAUUGCUAGGUUUCAUCCGAGUUUUUAAAAAUGAUCUUAAUUAUGUUGUGAUUAAAAAAUGGUAGAAAAGGACAUUGGAAAACUAAUAAGCCUAUCUUUGAUUUUAAUUGCUGAAUUUUUUUUGUGAUGCUUAAAC